AUGCGUCAUAAUUCUGGAUUUGGUUGGGAUCCAAUCACAAAGAGGUUUACUGCUAGCGAUGAGGUGUGGGAAGAUUAUUUUAAGUCUCAUCCUACUCAUAAAAAUCUACGGACAGAUACGAUUGCUGACUAUGACGAUUUAGCAUUUGUAUUUGGAAGUAGUACUGCUGUAGAAAAAAACUCUAUCGAAUUGGGUGAUGAAACUGAUGCAAGAAUCUAUAGUGUUGAAGAAGAUAAUCAGUGUAGAAUUGAUCAACUACACUUUGAUUUUGCUAACGAUGGAUUUACACAAAAUGAUAUACAAGUAGAUUCUCAAGAUCCACGAUUAUCACAAUAUACUUCAUCAGCACCUCAAGAGAUAAAUGUGGAAGCAACUUCAACAAAGUAUUAUAAGAGAAAAAGGAAUAGAACUGAAUAUGAAGGAAAUAGUAGUUCAACAGAGGAAACAAAUCGAUCUAAUGUGUUAGAUAAAUUAUCUAAUACUCUUGAUUCGAUUGCGGCUGAUAUCCAUAUUUUGGUGCAAAAAAGGGAAAAAGAAAGUGGUUGUUGGGAUGCUAUUAACGAACUCCCUGACUUGGAUAGUGAUACUUGUUUCAAGGUUUUGGAAUGGCUGAACACGAAAUCAAAGAAAGAUACAUUUAUAAAUAUGUCACCCCAAGAUCGCUAUAAGUGGAUAAUGUUCAAAUUGUCCAAAUGA
Ipomoea nil (Japanese morning glory) is the source of this 696-nucleotide messenger RNA. RefSeq lists its product as uncharacterized. Lineage: Eukaryota; Viridiplantae; Streptophyta; Magnoliopsida; Solanales; Convolvulaceae. The record is from RefSeq and is a predicted model, not a curated record. The coding region runs from base 1 to 696 and encodes 231 amino acids. The transcript is spliced from 2 exons.